CCAUCGACGCUGCCCAGUGAUACGACAACCAUCAGCAACGCACCCGACCACUCCCUGGCACGCACCUUGCGGACGAUUAUUAAUCACCGUGCAUCGACCCUUCCAAGGCCGUGUGCCAUGCGGGGAUACUUCGGCGGCACUUCCCCGAUGACAAUGAAAAUGGACCUGUGCUCUCUCCCCUCUCGCUCUCGAUGAUUGGACGCUUAGCACUCACUCGUUUUUCAUGCCAUCUACGUGGAGCCGCAGGGGAUCACACCACAACACCUGCUGUAAGGAUUGAUCUCCAGACCACUGUCCCCCAGACAUCGAGGCAUCGGUGGUUUCAUCGAUUGGAUAAUAAGACCAAGACUGUGGGAUGCGCGUGUGCUGUACUGCGCUGGACCGUCCCUACACUCCACCUCGCCCGGCGCACUCUCCAUAAGGCUGUGGGCGGCAUCAGACGGCGUACGGAAUUUCGUUCAACGGGCGGACGGACGGGCGGGACGGCCCACGCUGGAACAUUCUCUCUCAGCAAUUCGUUCGUCCGCCCGCGUGGAGAAGAAGAAGAGGAAGGGAAGAACGGGGCCCAAGCUCCUGCGCGGCUGGUAACGGUCCGAAAGGCACGGAAGCCUGGGAAGGUCGGGGCGGGUGUUGAGAGAGAUCCAACGUAAAGCUCCCAAUCGGCACACCCGUCUCCUGGUCCCUUUUGGCUCUGCGUAUUGGCGCUCUCCCUCCUCUAGACCAAGACGACGACGACGUCGACAGCAAUUCCUCACCACCACCACCACUGCCG
Molecule: messenger RNA, 772 nt
Organism: Dissoconium aciculare CBS 342.82
Lineage: Eukaryota; Fungi; Ascomycota; Dothideomycetes; Mycosphaerellales; Dissoconiaceae
Exons: 2
Coding region: 192-650 (152 amino acids)
Source: RefSeq, a predicted model, not a curated record